This is a messenger RNA of Amaranthus tricolor (Joseph's coat), 510 nucleotides long. RefSeq lists its product as uncharacterized. The record is from RefSeq and is a predicted model, not a curated record. The transcript is spliced from 4 exons. The coding region runs from base 1 to 510 and encodes 169 amino acids. NCBI's taxonomy places the organism in Eukaryota, Viridiplantae, Streptophyta, Magnoliopsida, Caryophyllales, Amaranthaceae.
AUGUUUCUGUUGUGGAUUAUUGUUGUCCCGAUAUUGAAAGGCAGUCAGUACUUCUUACUUCUUCUGAAUAUGAAGUUAAGAAUGGUUCAAUGGAUAGACAAUGUGAACCAUACUGCUGUUUCAGAAGAAGAAAUUAGAAAGCUCGGUGACACUAUGAAAGAUUUGUUGUCAACAAUUUUUGAUGAUAAGAUGCAAGCUACUCAUGUUAUUCCAUUAUGGAAAAUGGAACGAGUUCCCACCGAUUGGAAAAUGACUGCUAGGACAAACAUUGAAAGUGAUGUAUUUAUGAUGAUGAGCAUGCUGUUUUUCGAGGGAACAGUUGAUUUCCAGUGUCCAAUAUUGAAUGCAGCUCCAUUGAGACAUGUGGCAAGAGUUAAGAUUGCCGGAUCUUUAUUGUUAUCUGAUUUGAACAAACAAAGAUCCAAAGUUUUAGAAGAGCUGUCCAAUUUUAAAGAUAAAAGACGCUCCAUUGCCAAACAAGUUUCUAUCAGAAGAUUAAAGAUUCGUUAA